Messenger RNA from Solanum dulcamara, 1019 nucleotides. RefSeq names its product heavy metal-associated isoprenylated plant protein 21-like. The transcript is spliced from 3 exons. Gene Ontology annotation, molecular function: metal ion binding. The record is from RefSeq and is a predicted model, not a curated record. NCBI's taxonomy places the organism in Eukaryota, Viridiplantae, Streptophyta, Magnoliopsida, Solanales, Solanaceae. Bases 114 to 557 code for a protein of 147 amino acids.
CAAUCAUUGUGUCGUAUUCUCACCCACCCAACUUCUUAAAUUCCCUUCUUCCUCUUCCUAUUUAUUUCUCUUUUUUCUUCUUCUUGCUUUGAUUAAACAAGGAGCAAAAAAUCAUGGGUGUUUUGGAAUAUAUAGCAAAUUUUUGUACAAUCACAACCAGCACAAACAACAAGAAGAAAUCAAUGCAGACGGUUGAAAUAAAAGUGAAAAUGGACUGUGAUGGAUGUGAAAGAAGAAUCAAGAAUUCCGUUAAGCAUAUGAAAGGUGUAAAAUCAGUGGAAGUGAUCAGAAAGCAGAGUAAAGUGAUAAUAAAUGGUUAUGUGGAUCCAAACAGAGUAUUAAAGAAAAUAAAGAGUACUGGAAAAAGAGCAGAAUUUUGGCCAUAUGUACCUUAUAAUGUGGUAUAUUAUCCACAUGCACCACAAGCCUAUGACAAAAGGGCACCUGCUGGUAUGGUUAAAAAUGUGCCACAAGCACUUCUUGCCCCAAAUGCUACUGAAGAAAAAAUUGCUUACCUAUUUAGUGAUGAUAAUCCAAGUGCUUGUUCCAUUAUGUGAUCAAAGUAAGACUGUCAUCAUGAGUUUGAAGUUUAUGAGUUUUGAAGUCAUGUCACUAAAUCUAUAUAGAUUUUCUUAGUCAUUGAGUACGUAAUUAAUAAAUUUUCUGAUACAAAUAUAGAAUCUAAGCAAAAACUGUUGAAUAUUAGUAAGAGUAAGCAAUACUCUAUAUCUCUGGCGCCCCAAACUAUUUCACACAUUGAGAUCGUCAAGGUUAGCAACCACCUUCGUGGGGUAAAUUUCGAGAAGGAUGACUGCUUUUAAGAAAAAAUAACAAUAACAACAACACCAAUUGUCACUUAUAUUUUCAUUGAUGAUUUUUUUUUUUGGUUUUGGCCCUAUAAGUAUAGCAAGAAGAUUUUAUAAAUGUAGCAACCUUUAUUAUCAUACUUAGUGAGUUAAGGAGAACAUGUAACUGACCAGUGGAAGAGUAAAUUGAUGAAGCUCAAUGUUUUGUUGUUC